Bipolaris maydis ATCC 48331 is the source of this 218-nucleotide messenger RNA. The record is from RefSeq and is a predicted model, not a curated record. Lineage: Eukaryota; Fungi; Ascomycota; Dothideomycetes; Pleosporales; Pleosporaceae.
UGAUCAACCGCAUGUACAACUCGGGUAUCAGCGAGCACAAGCACAACAUAGAGCGCAUAGGAACUGGAGUCAAGAGCUUGGAUGCGGCACUGCUCGGUGGACUGGAAAGCGGGCGGGUAAUUGAAAUCAGUGGUGAAGCAAGUGCAGGCGUCAGAGAGGUUAGUUAGAAGGAAAGGAAGGGAAAAAAAGAAAGAAAGAAACAAAAGUCCAACUCGAUU